This is a messenger RNA of Pseudopodoces humilis (Tibetan ground-tit), 3060 nucleotides long. It is a transcript of the gene ANO2, whose product is annotated as anoctamin 2. Lineage: Eukaryota; Metazoa; Chordata; Aves; Passeriformes; Paridae. Gene Ontology annotation, molecular function: protein dimerization activity; intracellularly calcium-gated chloride channel activity. Gene Ontology annotation, cellular component: plasma membrane. The record is from RefSeq and is a predicted model, not a curated record. Gene Ontology annotation, biological process: chloride transmembrane transport.
AUGGAAACACACGCGCCUGACUUUGCUCUACCCUCCUCACACACAACUCUCAAUGGACGGAAGACAGCAAAAUCAGCAGAGGACUGUUUUUCAGCCUACAACAGCAAAUACCUCACUGUUCCUCAGAACCGGACUUCCUGGCACAAAAGCGCGACCAGUAGAGCUCUUGAAGCAUCAGUGGUGUCCUACAGAAGUUCUAUUAUCAACAACUACCUGGAAGCGACCGAGGGAGGGGUGAGGGACAAGGCCUCCCCGAGUGGCCUGCACUUCAGAGACAGCAAGAGGAAGGUUGACUAUGUCUUGGCCUACCACUACCGCAGACGCCUGGCCCAGCACGCCCCCAGCACAGCCUCCCCGGAGCUGAGGCAUGGAUCUGCCUCUGCAGCCCUGGUUUCAAACGGAGGCACCAGGAAGGGCCGUGCUGAGCCCCAGCAGCAGCAGCAGGACGAUGGCCAGCGUGCCCUGCAGGAGUGGCCAGGGCUGCCGGGCCUGGAGGUGGUGGAUCUCAGCCCGCUGGACGCCCUGGAGGAGGAGAGGCGGCUGCAGCGGGAGGAGUAUGAACACAACCUGCUGGAAGCAGGGCUGGAGCUUGAGAAAGACCCUGAGAGCAAGAGCCAAGGACUGAGUUUUGUCCGUAUACAUGCACCUUGGCAAGUCCUCAGUCGAGAAGCAGAACUUCUAAAGAUAAAAAUGCCCACUAAAAAGAUGUAUGAAAUCACAGAAGAAAAGGGAAUACUCAAAAUGUUAAAUGAAAUUUGGUGCAAACUGACUGAACCUCUGCAACCCCAGGUGCCACGACAAGAAAAUACCAAGAUGAAAACCUUAUCCUACCCAUUUUCCAGAGAGAAAAUAUAUUUGUAUAACAUCAAAGACAAAGACACCUUUUUUGACAAUGCAACCCGCAGCCGAAUAGUGAGGGAAAUUUUGAAGCGCACAUCUACCAAGGCCAGAAACAGCAUGGGCAUUGGCACGUUAAUAGCAAACAAUGUUUAUGAUGCAGCCUACCCACUUCAUGAUGGUGACUAUGUAGGCCAAAAUGAUGACAUGAAUGAAAGAAAGUUGCUGUAUCAGGAAUGGGCAAGAUAUGGAGUGUUUUACAAGUUUCAGCCUAUUGAUCUCAUAAGGAAGUAUUUUGGAGAAAAGAUAGGACUUUAUUUUGCAUGGCUGGGUUUAUACACAGAAUUCCUCAUUCCAUCUUCAGUAGUUGGGAUUAUUGUAUUUCUAUAUGGAUGUAUAACCAUUGAAAGUGACAUUCCUAGCAAAGAGAUGUGUGACCAGCGCAAUGCCUUCACCAUGUGCCCCCUGUGUGACAAGUUCUGUGAUUACUGGAACCUCAGCUCUGCCUGUGCCACUGCUCGAGCAAGUCACUUGUUUGACAACCCUGCCACAGUUUUCUUCUCCAUCUUUAUGGCUCUCUGGGCUACCAUGUUCCUUGAACAAUGGAAGCGUUUGCAGAUGAGAUUGAGUUACUUCUGGGAUCUAACUGGACUGGAAGAAGAAGAAGAGCAUCCCAGGCCAGAGUAUGAAACCAAACUGCUGCAGAAAAAGCUGAAAAAUAAAAACAUCACAACAGAAAAUUCAAAUGAGAAUGAAAAGGAGAAGCUGACAUGGAGUGACCGCAUGCCUGGAUAUGCAGUGAACUUUGGACUGAUUUUAUUUAUGAUCAUGCUGGCGUUUUCAGCAGUGUUUGGUGUCAUCGUGUACCGAAUCACGACAGCUGCAGCCUUGUCCUUCAGCACAAAUGAGACAACCAGAUCCAAUGUUCGAGUGACUGUGACUGCCACUGCUGUCAUCAUUAACCUCGUGGUGGUCCUCAUCCUUGAUGAAAUUUAUGGAGCUGUGGCCAAAUGGCUGACAGAAAUUGAAAUACCAAAAACAGAGAAAAAUUUUGAGGAAAGACUGAUUUUGAAGGCAUUCCUACUGAAGUUUGUGAAUUCUUAUGCAUCAAUUUUUUAUGUUGCCUUUUUUAAAGGAAGGUUUGUUGGCCGUCCUGGUCGUUACGUGUAUGUGUUUGAAGGUUAUAGGAUGGAAGAGUGUGCUCCAGGAGGGUGUCUGAUGGAACUCUGCAUUCAGCUGAGUAUCAUCAUGCUUGGAAAGCAACUGAUUCAAAACAAUCUCUUUGAAAUUGGAAUCCCAAAGCUCAAGAAGCUGUUCAGGAAGCUGAAGGAUGAAAGAACUGAGCUAAAGGAAAUGGACACCAACCAAUCAAAGGACCGUCAGCAAUGGGAUCUUGACUACAUCUUGGAACCUUUCACUGGACUGACUCCAGAAUACAUGGAAAUGAUUAUCCAAUUUGGCUUUGUCACACUCUUUGUUGCCUCCUUCCCUCUGGCCCCUGUCUUUGCUCUUCUGAACAACAUCAUUGAGGUUCGUCUUGAUGCAAAAAAAUUUGUUACUGAGCUGAGGAGGCCAGACACAGUGAGAGAAAAAGAUAUAGGUAUUUGGUAUAACAUCUUGAGUUGUAUUGGAAAGCUUUCAGUGAUGAUUAAUGCUUUUGUCAUUGCUGUCACCUCUGAUUUCAUCCCACGCCUUAUGUAUCAAUAUGCAUACAGCCAGAAUGGAACCAUGCAUGGCUUCAUCAAUCACACCCUCUCGUACUUCAAUGUCAGCCAGCUCAAGGCUGGGACACAGCCUGAAAACUCCUUGUUUGCACAGGAAGUUUUGUUCUGCAGGUUCAAAGACUACAGAGAACCACCUUGGUCUCCACAGCAGUAUGAGUUUUCUAAGCAGUACUGGGCGGUCUUAUCUGCUCGCUUGGCUUUUGUGAUUCUAUUUCAGAACUUGGUGAUGUUCCUCAGUGUUCUGGUUGACUGGAUGAUCCCUGACAUCCCCAAGGACAUCAGUGAACAGAUCAAAAAGGAGAAAACCGUGCUUGUUGACUUCUUUUUGAAGGAAGAGCAUGAAAAGCUGAAGCUGAUUGAAAGCUUUAUUGCGUGCGACAAGCGGAAACACGAGAGUGGGACCAAAAGCAAAAGGGCCAGGGCUUCCAGCUUCUCCCAGUGUCACCACAGCCCCAAGGGCAGCUUCACCUCCUUCAGCUCACAGCACACAGUGGUGUGA